AUUUCUUCACAUAUUUUGUGACUAAAUCGCGUUCAAAAUGGUGACUUCCUACCCUUUACCGGACGGAUUCUCCGAUUUCGAUGUGUUCUCUCUGGGAUCGUGUCUUCUUGUAGAGGGACUCCUUGGAUUCUUCCUGAAUGCCGUGACGGUUGUUGCUUUCCUUAAAAUAAAGGAAAUGCGUACACCAAGUAAUUUCCUUGUAUUUAGUCUUGCCAUGGCUGACAUGGGGAUCUGUAUGAAUGCCACUGUUGCCGCAUUUUCCAGUUUCCUUAGAUAUUGGCCCUAUGGAUCUGAUGGUUGUCAGACCCAUGGCUUCCAGGGAUUUUGCACCGCGCUCGCCAGCAUCCACUUCAUCGCUGCCAUUGCCUGGGACAGAUACCACCAGUACUGCACCAGAACUAAAUUGCAGUGGAGCAGUGCCAUCAGUCUGGUGAUCUUCGUCUGGCUCUUCACUGCCUUCUGGUCUGCCAUGCCUCUGAUUGGCUGGGGAGAGUAUGACUAUGAGCCUCUGAGGACCUGCUGCACUCUGGACUACACUAAGGGAGACAGGAAUUACGUGUCCUACUUGAUCCCUAUGGCUAUCUUCAACAUGGGCAUUCAGACAUUCAUCGUCAUGUCCUCCUACCAGUCCAUUGACAAGAAGUUUAAGAAGAUUGGCCAAGCCAAGUUCAAUGCUAGUACUCCCCUGAAGACCAUGCUCUUGUGCUGGGGUCCAUAUGGAAUUCUGGCCUUCUAUGCUGCAGUGGAGAAUGCUACCCUGGUUUCCCCUAAGCUGAGAAUGAUGGCUCCCAUCCUGGCUAAGACCUCCCCAAUGUUCAAUGUCUUCUUAUAUGCCCUUGGAAAUGAGAACUACAGAGGAGGAAUCUGGCAGUUGCUCACUGGGCAGAGGAUGGAAGUCCCUCAGAUUGAGAAUAAGUCCAAAUAAAGAAUGAAUUCAAUAAUCACA
This is a messenger RNA of Clupea harengus (Atlantic herring), 946 nucleotides long. It is a transcript of the gene rgra, whose product is annotated as retinal G protein coupled receptor a. Gene Ontology annotation, biological process: visual perception; G protein-coupled receptor signaling pathway; phototransduction. NCBI's taxonomy places the organism in Eukaryota, Metazoa, Chordata, Actinopteri, Clupeiformes, Clupeidae. Gene Ontology annotation, molecular function: G protein-coupled receptor activity. Gene Ontology annotation, cellular component: membrane. The record is from RefSeq and is a predicted model, not a curated record.